Messenger RNA from Syngnathus typhle (broad-nosed pipefish), 6451 nucleotides. RefSeq names its product dihydropyridine-sensitive L-type skeletal muscle calcium channel subunit alpha-1-like. The record is from RefSeq and is a predicted model, not a curated record. Gene Ontology annotation, cellular component: voltage-gated calcium channel complex; membrane. Gene Ontology annotation, biological process: calcium ion import across plasma membrane. Gene Ontology annotation, molecular function: high voltage-gated calcium channel activity; calcium ion binding. The coding region runs from base 253 to 5748 and encodes 1831 amino acids. NCBI's taxonomy places the organism in Eukaryota, Metazoa, Chordata, Actinopteri, Syngnathiformes, Syngnathidae. The transcript has 46 exons.
GUCACCCCCCAAACCUUUUUACCAUCCCCAAGCAUGGCUCGCCGCUAGUUCACAGUCUAAAAUUAAACUCCAGCAGGGCCAACUGCGCUUGCUGCCACUUGGCCGGCAGGUUUUCCAGUCAGAGGUCCUCAGCCAGGCGAGGCCCGCGGCUCCGCGGGAGGCACAAACAAACGCAAUUAUCAGCCUCAGGUUGGGAUUAUACAAUCGGCGGAGCCAUUUCUCUGGAAUUGAGGCCCCGUGAGAAUCUCCAGGAUGGCGGCAAACUCGGACGCGUCCAAGCCGGUCAUCAUGAAUGAAGAGGAGCUGAAGAGGAAGCAGCGGGAGAAGCUGAAGAAGUUACAGGCCACGGGGGGCAACCCAAGACCUGCUAGAUCCCUCUUCCUCUUCACUCUUAAAAAUCCCUUCCGCAAGGCCUGCAUUAACAUCGUGGAGUGGAAAACCUUUGAGAUCAUCAUUUUAUUGACCAUCUUUGCAAACUGUAUCGCCCUGGCCGUGUUCCUGCCCAUGCCCGAAGAAGAUAGCAAUAACACCAAUUCCAGCCUGGAGAGUCUGGAGUACGUUUUCUUGGUCAUCUUCACCUUGGAGUGCUUUCUGAAGAUCAUUGCUUAUGGUUUUGUGUUCCACGAGGGUGCAUAUUUACGCAACUGCUGGAACAUAUUGGAUUUUGUCAUCGUCUUCAUGGGGUUGGUCACCUUUGCCCUGGAUACCUUCAAUACGAUAGCAGGCGUUCCCAUGGAGAAAGGCGGCGGCUUUGACAUGAAGGCGCUGAGAGCCUUCAGGGUUCUGCGUCCCUUACGCCUCGUCUCCGGAGUUCCCAGCCUGCAGGUGGUGAUGAACUCUAUCCUGAAAGCCAUGCUCCCUCUGCUGCACAUUGCCCUGCUGGUCUUCUUGCUGGUCACCAUCUACGCCAUCAUGGGACUGGAGCUCUUCAAGUGCAAAAUGCACAAGACCUGCUAUUACACGGGCACAAAUAUCUAUUCAACAGCAGAGGGGGAGAGGCCCGCCCCCUGCGCUCAGGCCGGGAACGGACGGCGCUGCUUGAUCAACGGCUCCGAGUGCCGGCCGGGCUGGGAAGGUCCCAACGACGGCAUCACCCACUUUGACAACAUCGGCUUCGCCAUGCUCACAGUCUACCAGUGCAUCACCAUGGAGGGAUGGACCAAAGUUCUCUACUGGAUCAACGACGCCAUCGGAAACGAAUGGCCUUGGGUCUACUUUGUUCCUCUCAUUCUUGUGGGCUCCUUCUUUGUGCUCAAUUUGGUUCUGGGCGUGCUCAGCGGAGAGUUCACCAAAGAGCGGGAGAAAGCUCGUUCCCGAGGAGAGUUCCAGAAGUUGCGGGAGCGUCAGCAGCUGGAUGAGGACCUGCACGGCUACAUGGAGUGGAUCACCCACGCUGAGGUCCUUGACGCUGACAGAGAGGGCCAAGGUCUCCUGCCUCUGACCAGCGGCGAUUCUGACACCGACAGCCUGUUCGACAUGGAGGGCAAGAGUCGUGUGGUCUACUACUAUCGCCUGGCUCGUCGCUGGAACCGCUUCUUCAGGAUGAAGUGUCUGGUUUACGUGAAGACCAGAGCGUUUUACUGGUUGGUGAUGUUCCUGGUGCUCCUCAACACGCUGACCAUCGCCACGGAGCACCACCACCAGCCCGCCAUGCUCACAACGAUUCAAGACGUGGCGAGCCGCGUCCUCCUGGUGCUCUUUGUCAUCGAGAUGUUUGUGAAAAUGUACGCGCUGGGACCCCGGGGGUAUUUCAUGUCGCUGUUCAACCGUUUUGACUUCUUCGUGGUGAUUUGCGGCAUCCUGGAGAUGAUCAUGUUGUCGGUGGGAGAGGUCACCCCCCUGGGUUUCUCCGUACUCCGAUGUAUUCGGCUCCUCAGGAUCCUUAAAGUCACAAAGUACUGGACCUCUUUGAGUAACCUGGUGGCCUCCCUGCUCAACUCUGUCCGCUCCAUCGCUUCACUGCUCCUCCUCCUCUUCCUCUUCAUCGUCAUCUUCUCGCUGCUCGGCAUGCAGGUGUUUGGGGGCAAGUUCAACUUUCCUGACAACAGGCCCAGACGAAGCAACUUUGAUAACUUUCCUCAAGCCCUCAUCAGCGUGUUCCAGAUCUUAACGGGUGAGGAGUGGACGGCCAUCAUGAACAACGGCAUCAUGGCCUACGGCGGCCCGGUUUUCCCCGGCAUUCUGGUUGCCAUCUACUUCAUCGUCCUCUUUGUCUGUGGAAACUAUAUUCUUCUCAACGUCUUCUUGGCCAUCGCGGUGGACAACCUCGCGGAGGCCGAGAGUCUGACCUCAGCUCAGAAGGAAAAGGCGGAGGAGAAGUUGAGGAGGAAGCUGCUGCGGUCCAAAAUGCCCGACAAGACAGAUGAGGAGAGGGAGAGGCUCUCCAAGAAACUGGCUGAGCAGAGAGCCAAGAUGGAGGGAAUGCCGACCACAGCCAAGCUCAAGAUUGACGAGUUUGAGUCCAAUGUCAAUGAAGUGAAAGAUCCUUUCCCGCCCGCCGACUUCCCAGGCGACGAUGAGGAGGAGGAACCCGAAAUCCCCAUCAGCCCUCGGCCGCGUCCCAUGGCCGACCUGCAGUUGAAGGAGGAAGCCGUGCCGCUGCCCGAAGCCAGUUCUUUUUUCAUCUUCGGCCCGCAAAACAAGUUCCGCAAACUGUGCUACAAGAUCAUCAACGCCUCGUCUUUUACAAAUCUGAUCCUGCUCUUCAUCCUGCUGUCCUCCAUCUCCCUGGCAGCCGAGGACCCCAUCGAUCCGAAUUCUUAUCGAAACCAGAUUUUGGCCUACGCCGACAUCGUCUUCACGACUGUGUUCACCAUUGAGAUUGUGCUGAAGAUGACAGUUUAUGGCGCAUUCAUGCACGAGGGCUCGUUCUGUCGCAACUCCUUCAACAUCCUGGAUCUGAUUGUGGUCGGAGUCUCGCUGCUCUCGAUGGGCAUGGAAUCCAGCGCCAUCUCAGUGGUGAAGAUUCUCAGGGUGCUCAGGGUGCUGCGGCCUCUCAGGGCCAUCAAUCGAGCCAAAGGCCUCAAGCACGUGGUCCAGUGUGUAUUUGUGGCCAUCAAAACCAUCGGAAACAUCGUCCUGGUCACCAUGCUGCUAAAUUUCAUGUUUGCCUGCAUAGGAGUGCAACUUUUCAAGGGGAAAUUUUACAGCUGCACGGACGUUUCCAAAAUAACAGAGGAGGAGUGCCAGGGAUUCUACGUGAAGCACAUUGAGAACACUCUGCAGGACACGGUGGUGGCCAAACGGGAAUGGCUCAACAAUGACUUCAACUUUGACAACGUCCUGUACGGCAUGCUGGCGCUCUUUACCGUUUCCACCUUCGAGGGCUGGCCCAAACUCCUGUACCGAGCCAUCGACUCGGACGAAGAAGACAUGGGCCCCGUCUUCAACAACCGGGUGGACGUGUCCAUCUUCUUCAUCAUCUACAUCAUCCUCAUCGCCUUCUUCAUGAUGAACAUCUUUGUGGGCUUCGUCAUCGUCACCUUCCAGGAGCAAGGCGAGCAGGAGUACAAGGAUUGCGAGCUGGACAAGAACCAGCGUCAGUGCGUGCAGUACGCCUUGAAGGCCCGACCGCUGAGGUGCUACAUCCCCAAAAACCCCUAUCAGUACCGGGUCUGGUACAUCGUGACCUCCUGCUACUUUGAGUACCUCAUGUUCUUCCUCAUUAUGCUCAACACUUUGUGCCUGGGGAUGCAGCACUGCAACCAGUCCGACCACGUGACCAAGCUGUCGGACAUUCUCAACUUGAUCUUCACGGUGCUCUUCACGGUGGAGAUGAUUCUCAAGCUCAUGGCCUUCAAAGCAAAGGGUUACUUCGGAGAUCCCUGGAACGUGUUUGACUUCAUCAUCGUCAUCGGAAGCGUUGUGGACGUCAUCCUGAGCGAAAUAGACAUGCGUAUAAGCGCGGCCCCGAUCGGUGCCGGUACAACUAGUUGGCAGAAUCUGAGCGCCCUGGCCGCCAGCGGAGGACUGUACUGUCUCCAAGGCUGCGCUGACACCAAUCCCAUGCAAGCAAUCGCGGCCUCGGAGAACGCUUCGGUUUCCAUCACGUUUUUCCGACUCUUCCGCGUCAUGCGGUUGGUGAAACUGCUGAACCGCUCUGAGGGCAUCCGAAACCUCCUGUGGACCUUCAUCAAGUCCUUCCAGGCUCUUCCUCACGUGGCUCUGCUCAUCGUCAUGCUCUUCUUCAUCUACGCCGUGAUCGGGAUGCAGAUUUUCGGAAAGAUCGCCUUAGUGGACGGCACGGAAAUCAACCGCAAUAACAACUUCCAGACGUUCCCUCAGGCGGUUCUCAUGUUGUUCCGAUGCGCCACCGGAGAAGGUUGGGAGGAAGUUAUGAUGGCGUCCAUGUACGGGCAAAAGUGCGACCCCAAGUCUGACUUUCAGCCUGGAGAAGAGUUCACCUGCGGCUCCAACUUCGCCGUCUUCUACUUCCUGAGUUUCUACUGCCUCUGCGCCUUCCUGAUCCUCAACCUGUUUGUCGCUGUCAUCAUGGACAAUUUUGACUACCUGACACGUGAUUGGUCACUGCUGGGUCCACACCACCUGGAUGAGUUUAAGAAGAUUUGGGCGGAAUAUGACCCAGAGGCCACAGGCAGAAUCAAACAUCUGGAUGUGGUGACGCUGCUGAGACGCAUCCAGCCUCCGCUGGGCUUCGGGAAGUUCUGCCCUCAUCGUGCAGCCUGCAAGCGCUUGGUCGGCAUGAACAUGCCGCUCAACAGUGACGGCACGGUCACCUUCAACGCCACCCUCUUCUCCCUGGUCAGGACAGCCCUGAAGAUCAAAACAGAAGGAGACUUCGAGCAGGCCAACGAGGAGCUUCGAGCCAUCAUCAAGAACAUCUGGAAGCGAACGAGCAUGAAGUUGUUGGAUCAGGUCAUCCCUCCCAUAGGCGAUGAUGAGGUCACCGUGGGAAAAUUCUACGCCACUUUCCUACUCCAGGAUCAUUUACGAAAGUUCCUGAAACGCCAGGAGGAGUACUACGGAUACCGGCCAACCAAGAAGAACGCCUCCGGCCCCGAGAUCCAAGCCGGUCUCAGGGCUAUUGAGGAUGAAGUGGCUGCAGAAAUGCACCGAGCAAUUUCGGGAGACCUGCACAAUGAGGAUGAAAUGGAGAGAGCCAUGCAGGAAGCUGGGGAGGAACACAUUUACCAGCGUACACACGGCUUGUUUGGAAAUCGAGUAGAGCCGUUCGCCGCGGAGAACGUCAACGCUCCGCCGCCGCACAUGACCAACCAGAGGCCCCUCAAAUUCUUGGAAAACCAGCCCGAGUCAACACUCCCUUCGCCUGCCACCGAGCCCGUUACGAACUUUGCGCCGCCAACGGCUCCCAAAAGCAACAGCAACAACAACGCCUUUGCAGAAUUGGGACUGCAAAGACAAGGUAGUGCCGAAGAACUUGACAGCCCCGCUGAGGAUGCAGGAGCAGACAAUCUGCACCCAUGGGACUUCACAGUGAGAACGGACCAAACGCAGUUCCCCUACGAACCCAGGCUCGCCGACAGUCCGACCUCGGCCUAUGACCAAGCCAAGAACGAGACAGUUGACGAGACGCACGCCACCAUCGAGGACCUCGAGGGUGCGGCCCGGGCUAUCCUCAAAAAGAAGCGGCGUGUCCCCGUACCUCCGCCAAGUCAAACAGAGCGUCCCGACCCGGCCGUGAGGAAGAAGAAACGCCCCAUCGCCGCAACUCCCUCCUCUCAUGGUCCGCACGGAGCUGAGCCGCCUGAAGCCGACUCCAACGUUUAGAGGCGCGGCCACGCGUGUGCUUAUCACAUGACUUCUUUUUGGGGGCGGCUCCGUCCUGAAGGACGACUCGGCCUGGGCUUCAAGUCAAAUGUGCCCCGAAUGGCUCUCUGUCGUGUUCAAGUCUUGAUUUGUGGUGGCCAGCCCAAGUCUUCCUGUAAACAAUCAGCAAAGUUCUCCACAUUGGCAACAACCUUCAAAGUGGAGCAUUUGCCAGUUGCUCUCAAUUCAAAAUGGCUAAAGAGAUCAAGUGAAUUCAUUCAUUCAUUCCAGCCUCAACGUGUCAUCAUCAUCUAACAUUAAAGACCCUGCAAAGUGAAAACACGUUUGAAGAUAAUUGCUGCAAAUGUGAAAACUCGAUGUAAAAGUUCCAAACAACCAACUUUUCUAAAUAUUAGCUCGUAUUCUGAUUCGGCGGCCACAUUUUGGUCAGUUUCUGGUGAAAAGUAAUGAUAGGAAGAUGAGGCUUCAAAUUUGCUUCAUGAACCAGUUGUAUUUUAUUUACUCCACUAGAUGGCACUGUUGACAUGAAUAAAGCUGUUUUAGAAAUGGCGAGUAUACUUUUAACCCCAAAGUUGAACAGAGAGGACUGAAAAAAUUACAACUGCUUCAUGAAACAUAUUUAAAGCUUCACUAGUGAAAAGAAAAAGUGACACAUUGCAAGUGAUGAGUGACUGGUGUCCCUAAUAAAUUGCCAUGGCUGUGA